AGCCGAGACUCGGCCUUCCCGCAGCCCGUUCACUUCACCCCAUCCUAUCCCACGACACAGGCCUGGCGGCGGCGGCAGCAGCAUCAGCAUCAUCUCCCUGACACCACCAUUUCUGCGGUGAAGGGAACGGCCAUCAUGCAACCAUGAAGCGAGUACGCGCAGAACAGAUUCAAGGUGCUGUUGGUCACUACCUCAGAAGAAGGCAAUUUGUGGAGUCGGAUGGAGCCAUGAAGCAAGGACCGAAGUUUACACAGACUGCUGAAGAAAUGGCAACCAACUUAACAGUUCAGGCAGAGUCUGGAUCUCCCAACGUGGUGUCUGCAGCUCCCUGUCAAGCUGAUCCUAAUCAAUAUGAGAUACAGUUUUCGAGGCUUAAAGUCUUCCUUUUUGACACAGAAUCAAAGUACAGCCGAGAAGUGAAACAACUGCUCUACCCUUUAUUUGUCUACCUCCAUCUUGACAUGGUACACAGUGGUUUGAAGAGUGCAGCGGACAGCUUCUACAGUCGCUUCCAUGGAAUGUUCCUACAAAACAUAGAUCAAAAGGACAUUAUGGAACAGCUGCGGAGUACUCUGAACAGCCAGGAUAUUUAUUCAAACUCUAAGCUGCGUACUCUGAUCGAAAACAAGUAUGUUGUUAGCUUUACUGAAGAAAGUUACAACUAUCUCCUCCGCUACCUCCAGAGUGACAAUAAUAGUACUCUAUGCAAGGUUCUAGCCUCGCAUAUUCACUUGGAUGUGCAGUGUUCUCAGCAGACUGGCUAUCAGCUUUACAGUGUCGGAGCCCAAUCGCGAAGUGAUGUAGUGGGCUUGGAGCCGUCAGAGAUUCCCACCACCAUUUUGCAGAAUGAAGCGGCACUAGAGAUGUUGCAGGACAGUAUAAAACAAGUAAAGGAUGGGCCGCCCUCUCUCACAACAAUUUGUUUUUACGCUUUCUACAACACGGACCAAUUGCUCAAUACUGCGGAAAUUUCACCCGACAAUAAACUGCUCAGUGCCGGCUUUGACAAUUCUUGUAUAAAACUCUGGAGUUUGCGGUCGAAGAAACUUAAAUUUGGGCCACAGCAGGUGGAUGUUUCUCGAAUCAACCUUGCCUGUGAUAUCGUGGAUAAUGAGGUGGUAGAUGAUGUGGGCAGCGAAAUGAAGAUCCUAAGAGGGCACUGUGGGCCUGUGUACGCCACCAAGUUUCUCUCGGAUAAUUCAGGACUUCUCUCCUGUUCGGAAGACAUGACAGUCCGAUAUUGGGAUUUGUGCAGUUUUAAAAACACUGGUUUGUAUCAAGGUCAUGCUUAUCCGGUCUGGGACAUUGAUGUUAGUCCCCUGAGCCUUUACUUUGUGAGUGGAUCGCAUGACCGGACAGCAAGACUUUGGGCACUUGAAAGAACGUACCCACUACGCAUUUACGCAGGUCACUUAGCAGAUGUGGACUGUGUAAAGUUUCAUCCAAACUCUAAUUAUGUGGCCACGGGCUCGAUAGAUAAAACUGUGCGGCUGUGGAGUACUCAGCAAGGGAACACAGUUCGUCUCUUCACGGGACAUCGUGGCCCCGUGCUAGCAUUGGCCUUUUCUCCGAACGGCAAGUACUUGGCUUCAGCAGGUGAAGAUCAGCGACUGAAACUCUGGGAUCUUGCAUCGGGUAAUUUAUUCAAAGAGCUGAGAGGACACACCGACAACAUAACUAGCCUUGCGUUUAGUCCAGAUAGCAGCCUGAUUGUCUCUGCGUCCGUUGACAAUUCUGUCCGUGUCUGGGAUAUUCGUAACACUCACUCCAAUUCACUGGCGGAUGGUUCUUCCAAUGAGCUGGUGGGUGUAUACACAGGACAGACCAGCAAUCUUUUGAGUGUUCAGUUCAUGACCUGUAAUCUGGUGUUGGUUACAGGGGUUGCACAAGAGAAAAAAGAACCAUAACUGAACACUUCCAUUGUUUAUCAAUUCCUGGCACAUUAAGUCACAUAGACCGUGACUUAAGUGCACUGUUCUGGCUAGCCCUAGUCAGAUAUAUGAUGUGUGUAUCUACUGGCUUGCAUUGAUCACAUCUUGUUGCAGCCAAGUGCACCAACUAUUGCACAAUUUUCCCAGUAUUUUGAUAGGAAAAACCAUAGUGGGGCCAGUGUUCGUAUGUCUCCUCUUGCCAGCCCGUAGAUAUUUAUGCAGGGUGCCCUGAAAUUUCAGGUUGACCAGGCACAAAAGUCACGGUUAACACAAGGCUGGGUUAAGUUGCAGAUUUGUAUUACAUUUAGGAUGUGAAUCUGCCCUUGUUUGCAAUGUCAGCUGCUGAUGUACAGCUAUAGAAUGGGUAAUACCACUUGUGUACAAUCAGCCAAAAGGUGACGAGAAUGUUCUUGAUGUAACUUAUUUGUGGUCAAACCGAACAAACUCCCAGUUGAGUUCUUCUGUUCCACUCGCCCAGCUAUUGAUGGAUUUUCAGGCAUCGAUUGCGAUUAAUCAGCAAAUGUUGUAAUCUGUGAAAUCUCUUGUAUUGGAAAUCAAAGUUAUUUGAAAAUCAUGCAAAGUACUUCAGGCCUUUUGGGGAUUAAAUGAACCUUUCCAUCUCCAGACAAAAUGAAUAUACAUUAUUGUCAAACUGCAAAUUAAAGUCUGUUUUGCACACUGAUAAA
Molecule: messenger RNA, 2617 nt
Organism: Leucoraja erinaceus (little skate)
Lineage: Eukaryota; Metazoa; Chordata; Chondrichthyes; Rajiformes; Rajidae
Gene: taf5l
Product: TAF5-like RNA polymerase II, p300/CBP-associated factor (PCAF)-associated factor
Exons: 5
Coding region: 144-1907 (587 amino acids)
Biological process (GO): regulation of DNA-templated transcription
Cellular component (GO): histone acetyltransferase complex; nuclear protein-containing complex
Molecular function (GO): transcription coactivator activity; protein binding
Source: RefSeq, a predicted model, not a curated record